AACGUCGUUGCGCUGCCAGCGGCCAUGAUUGUUUUCGUCAACUUGGACAAGUGAGGUCGAUUUGGCGACACGCAGGCGUAUUCGUACGGUAUUCGACGCACCGGGCGAGGAAAAUAAACGCAGCCAUGUAUUGCCUGCAGUGGCUCAUUCCCGUGCUGCUCAUACCCAAGCCCAUGAACCUGGCGUUGGUUCAGAAUCACGUGAUGUUCAUGGUCCUCUACCUGACUGGUUUCUUCCUGGAGCGCAAGCCGUGCACCAUUUGCAGCCUGGUGUUCAUCGCCGCCGUGUUCCUCAUCUGCUACAGCGGCAUGGGGAACUGCAUCUUCUCGCUGUUCGUCAACUGCAAUUCGGUGACCUGCGAGCAGGGCACGUAGCGUUCGCGUAGUGCCUUGCUUUUUUUUUUAUAUGUAAGUUUUUUUUUCUCGCCUGCCUGACCUUCCCCCCACCCCUUCCCGUUUACCUCACCACACCGAGGUAGACUACGUUUCGCCGCCGACUUUUCUGCACCUGUGGGAAAUGAAAACUGCGAUCUCGGAACGGUGGGUGACCUUACUACGACGCAUUCACGGGACUGCCUAAAGAGCCGCCCACCUCCCCCCCCCCCCCCCCCCGAGAAAAAAAAAAAAAAGUCGCACGCGUUAUGGCGCCUUAUACUGCAGUUGUUGGACUCUGAGCGCUUGCGUAUUGUGGACGGAUGAGUACUUCGUGAUUGCCAAACGAAGGCAGAAGAAAGAAGAGACAGCCUUCCAGUCUUCCCCCGUGUGUUGUGUGUGGACUGUUUGCGAAGUCUAUCUGCGGCGGCCCGCCUUCUGUACUACGCUUUGGAUACACCCCAAACACAACACGGUGCGUCGUAAUAGCUGGCCGCAAGUGGCCAAGAAGACUUUCAGCUGGCCUACCCCUCUCCCCGAACCUUACUCGUCUAAAAAGCACGCACUACCAUGUUCCGCGUCGCAGUUUCUUGCAGCGACUUUUUUUCUUGUUGUUGUUCCGACUUUCCUCUGGCUGUUUAUUUUUUGGCGGUUUCUUUCCUUGUCUCUUUUGAUUCCUUUAAGUGAACGGGGACUCUUCAAAAACUACAGCUGUGGCUAUCGUGGUCCGUAUUUGUUUUCUUUGCAUUUUGUUGUGGACAGUCGUGUUGCUCUCUAAAUAAAGAAGUGUUGUGACACAGA
Rhipicephalus microplus (southern cattle tick) is the source of this 1172-nucleotide messenger RNA. RefSeq names its product BLCAP apoptosis inducing factor bc10 (gene bc10). Lineage: Eukaryota; Metazoa; Arthropoda; Arachnida; Ixodida; Ixodidae. The record is from RefSeq and is a predicted model, not a curated record.